Molecule: messenger RNA, 1893 nt
Organism: Capronia epimyces CBS 606.96
Lineage: Eukaryota; Fungi; Ascomycota; Eurotiomycetes; Chaetothyriales; Herpotrichiellaceae
Exons: 3
Coding region: 1-1893 (630 amino acids)
Biological process (GO): DNA-templated transcription
Cellular component (GO): nucleus
Molecular function (GO): DNA binding; zinc ion binding
Source: RefSeq, a predicted model, not a curated record
AUGGAAGGCCAAUCACUCCCAAGUCCGAGUCCGGCCGCACCAGCACCAGAAUCGUCGAGACCAAGCUGCUCGCUAUCAUUCGCAGAUGUGUUGCCUGAGAUCCGGAGACGGAGACCACAGAAAUCCCAAUCCCGGGAUGAAGCUGCAUGCCCAUGCCCAUCCCCAUCCCCGGCUGACCCUGGCACCCUAAAGUCGCGCGAGUCUGGAACCGGAACCAGCUAUGUCCAGAGUGCCCAUUGGGAGGCCAUCCUAUUUAAAAUCAGGGGACUGAAGGCGGGCUUGGUCACGGAUAGCAAGGCUCCGCCCGGUUCACACUUGUUCUAUGGCCCGAAUCGUCAUGCAACUCGCGAUGAAAUCCUGGCUGCUGUUCCGCCUCGUCCAGUUGUUGACCGCCUCAUAGCCCUUCACUUCGAUUCCUACAUUAUCACUCCGUAUCUCAUUCAUGGCAAGAAGUUUCUCCGAGAGUACGAAAGCUUCUGGAAAGAUCCGUCUGCAACUUCCAUCGCUUGGAUCGGCCUCAUGUUCUCCAUGUUAUGUAUUGCUGCGCAGUUGCGGACCUUCUCUGUUGACUUCACCGACGGACGAACCGAAUCGCUCAAGGCGGAAUAUCUUGCCAUGAAGGAUGCCUUCCGGGAGAAGGCCGUUCAGUGUCUUAUUCUGGCCAGGUAUACGACGGGAGGGCCAUAUAUCCUGGAAACCCUGAUCACGCUCCUUACUGGAGAGGUUAUACUCUUGAAAGAUGGCACUGCCGAUGGCUGGCUUUUGAUCGGUAUGAUACUUCAUCUAGCAAUGCGCAUGGGCUAUCACCGGGACCCAGAUCACUUUCCCGGACUAUCUCCGUUCGAGGGCGAGAUGCGUAGACGCAUCUGGAUUGCAAUCCUUCAAUUGGAUUUCGGUCUCUCCUUGGAGAUUGGCCUUCCUCGAAGUGCCACAGAUACGCACAUGGAUACCAAACCGCCCCGUAAUCUGCUCGACUGUGAUUUUGAAGAGGACACGACCGAGAUGCCUCCGCCGAGGCCAGAAACAGAAUGGACGCCGGUGCUCGGUCUCAUUGCAAGAGGGCGACUGAUAUCAGCUCUCGGCUUGAUUUGCGACGUCAAUACUGAUAUUAAUCCCCCGUCCUAUGACGAGGUCAUCAAGAUCGACGCACUCCUGGAAGACGUGCACAAACGUGCUAUUCCGCCUGUGCUGCGCUGGGAAACUAGACCACACCCCAUCACGGAUAGUCCAAACCUGGUGGUACAGCGGGUAGGUGUAGAAACGACCUACCACAAAUCACGCAUCCUCCUGUACCGGAGAGCUUUGGUCAGCCACCCAGUUCGACAGCCUGAAGAGCGGUCUCAAGAGCGAGAGCGGGACAGGGAGUCGGUGCGGAUUUGUUUGGAUUCCGCACUCAAGAUUCUAUCCUUUCAACAGAUGCUUCAUGAAGAGUCUCAGCCAUUUGGUCGUUUGUCUCAGCUUAGAUGGAAGGUCACCCAUAUUUUCAACCAGGAUGUUCUCCUCGCAACGAGCGUGCUCUGUCUCUACCUGCAAGACGUCGAUAAAUUGGAAUUGCCUGAGACUGCGACUGCAGGCCAGACAACGUGGUCAUCUAGGGCUGAAGAGAUUCGACAACAACUCACCAUCUCGCACAAGAUUUGGCGUCAAAUGAGUACGUCAUCGGCCGAAGCUGGAAAAGUAGCCAAAGCUCUGAACAUCGUCCUUGGAAACACAGAAGAAGCGUUUGCCGAGGACGGUAGCGGGCUAGAGCCUACUUCUUACGACUUUCUGCCGGAAUCGGAUUUUGAUGCCGUGGAUGGAUCUCUGAAUGGAUUUGGCGGCGCAACGCUCAACAAUCAAUGUGAGAGCCCUCCGAGUCGAGUGGUCAUGCCGAUUGGAUAUGAUUGCAACUAA